AUGGUCAAGGUCCUACUGACAGUCAGAUCGGAGGACAAGGGCAAGCGUAUCCUUGACGCCCACCCCCAGGCCUCCAAAGAGAAAUUGUCUUAUGUGAUUGUCCCGGAUGUGGCCAAAGAUGGUGCAUUUGACGAGGCUAUCAAAUCCAGUCCCCCAUUCGACUACGUUCUUCAUACAGCAUCGCCCUUCCAUUUCAAUGUCCAGGAUCCCGUCAAAGACUUCCUGGAUCCUGCGAUCAAGGGAACCACGGGCAUUUUGAAAGCCAUCAAGACCUACGCACCAACUGUGAAGCGAGUGGUCAUUACUUCGUCCUUUGCUGCGAUAGUGAACUCAAAGCAGCAUCCCAAGGUUUACAGUGAGGAGGAAUGGAACCCGGUGACCUGGGAAGAAGCCUUGGAUCAUUCCAAUGUCUAUCGGGCAAGCAAGACCUUUGCUGAGAAGGCAGCCUGGGACUUUGUUGAAAAAGAAAAGCCCAACUUCGACAUUGCGACUGUCAACCCUCCCCUAGUGUUCGGCCCCAUUGUCCACUACCUGAAUUCCCUGGAGGCCCUUAAUACAUCGAACCAGCGCUUUAGAAACAUUAUCCAGGGCCAGAUGAAGGAACAGAUUGCUCCGACGGGGACCUUCCUUUGGGUUGAUGUUCGCGACGUUGCUCUGGCACACGUUCGAGCCAUUGAGGUUCCCGAGGCGGGAGGCCAGCGAUUCUUCGUGACCGGUGGCUAUUUCUCGAACAAAGAGAUCGUCGACAUCAUCCGGGAGGCACACCCGAACUUCGAGCCCAAACUACCGCCCAAGGAUUCUCCAAGCGACUUCCCGGCCGAUAUCUAUGGGAUCAACAACAAGAAGUCGCUGGAGGUUCUGGGAAUCAAAUACCGCUCGCUCGAACAGACGGUCUCGGACACUGUCGAUUCAUUGUUGGCCGUUGGUGCUUAG
Messenger RNA from Penicillium alfredii, 933 nucleotides. Its product is annotated as SDR family oxidoreductase. The transcript is spliced from 4 exons. Gene Ontology annotation, molecular function: oxidoreductase activity, acting on the CH-OH group of donors, NAD or NADP as acceptor. Bases 1 to 933 code for a protein of 310 amino acids. NCBI's taxonomy places the organism in Eukaryota, Fungi, Ascomycota, Eurotiomycetes, Eurotiales, Aspergillaceae. The record is from RefSeq and is a predicted model, not a curated record.